CCUAGAUAAUAAUGGCAAAUAAACGGAAUUUUACGCGUUGUUCGUUUAAAUGGUGCCCGGUGCCCAGCUUGUGUGUUAUGGCUUCCUUUCGUAGGCUCGUUGCUAGGACAAGCAUUUUUUCUUCUGGAGCUUAUCUCAACUUAGGGUUUGGAGGAACCCGUCGUAGCUAUAAUGCCGUCAAUUCAACACUGUCGAAAUUGGAGGAAGAUAUGCGAGCUGAAGUAGGCGCAAAUUCAACUCUUGAUGUUGAUGAAAUAGCGAAAAUUCGCCGUGAAUUUGAUGCAGCAAAACAAAGCUUUCUCAAGAUUCCCGAGACCCUUAAGGGAUCGCCGAAAAUGAAUCCUAAAGGCAUAUAUGUUAAUAAGAACAUGCGGCUGGAUCACAUCCAAGUUUAUGGAUUUGAUUACGACUAUACUUUGGCACAUUACUCUUCUAACUUACAGAAUUUGAUAUAUGAUCUUGCGAAGGAACAUAUGGUUAAUGAGUUUAGGUACCCUGAGAUAUGCAUGAAUUUCUGUUAUGAUAAGAAUUUUCCCAUUAGAGGCCUCUACUAUGACAAGAAAAAUGGUUGUCUAUUGAAGUUGGAUUUCUUUGGGUCGAUUGAGCCUGAUGGAUGCUACUAUGGGCGUCGCAAGCUAAGUUUGAAAGAAAUAGAACAAAUAUAUGGCACGCGACACAUUGGUCGUGACCAAGCACGAGGGCUUGUUGGCUUGAUGGAUUUCUUUUGCUUUAGUGAGGCAUGCCUGAUUGCAGAUAUAGUGCAACAUUUUGUUGAUGCUAAGCUGGAAUUUGAUGCGUCAUACAUCUAUCAAGAUGUAAAUCGUGCAAUUCAACAUGUUCAUCGUAGUGGGUUGGUUCACAGAGGAAUUCUUUCUGAUCCUUGUAAAUAUCUUGUGAAAAAUGGCCAGUUACUUCACUUUCUUAGGAUGCUGAGAGAGAAGGGGAAGAAGCUCUUUUUGUUGACUAACUCUCCUUAUUAUUUUGUGGAUGGAGGCAUGGAUUUUAUGUUGGAGGAUUCUUUAGGUUGCAGAGACUCGUGGAGGGAACUUUUUGAUGUUGUGAUUGCUAAAGCCAAUAAGCCAGAAUUCUAUACAUCUGAGCAUCCAUUCCGUUGUUAUGACAUGGAGAAGGACACCCUAGCCUUUACAAAGGUGGAUGAGUUUCUUCCUAAAAGAAUUUACUACCAUGGAUGUCUCAAAUCCUUUCUACAAAUUACCAAAUGGAAUGGCCCAGAGGUGAUAUACUUUGGUGAUCACCUAUUUAGUGAUCUAAGGGGGCCUUCAAAAGCUGGGUGGCGCACUGCAGCCAUCAUCCACGAACUAGAAAAUGAAAUUCGUACACAAAAUGAUGACAAUUAUCGUUUUGAACAGGCAAAAUUUCAUAUCAUACAAGAACUGCUCGGCAAAUUGCAUUCAACCGUAGCUAAUGGUAUGAGAAGUGAAUCAUAUCAGUUGCUUUUGGGGGAGCUAAAUGAGGAGAGGCAGAAGGCACGACAGGUGAUGAAAAAAAUGUUUAACAAGUCUUUUGGAGCCACUUUCCUCACUGAUACAGGUCAAGAAUCUGCUUUUGCCUAUCACAUCCAUCAAUACGCUGAUGUCUAUACCAGCAAGCCUGAGAACUUUUUGCUCUACCCACCUGAAGCAUGGCUUCAUGUACCCUUUGAUAUCAAGAUAAUGCCACAUCACGUAAAGGUGGUAAAGGGGAAUGAUGGAUUGGAGUCCAAUUCCCAUUUGUGGAGUCUUUUUGUUCAACCAUGCAUGAAGAAGAAUAUCCCAUCCAAUUCCAAUUCCUAGGCUCUCUUUUAUUUUUAUUUUUAUUUUUUUUAAUUUUAAUUUUUGUCUAAACCAUAUAGGCGCAUAGUAUUUGACAUAAUAUAUGGCCUUAUUAUUCAUUCAUUGCCUAACAUCCACUACCACAUAUCAUAGCUAAUUGAAUUGUAGUUAUGGCAAAGAUUUUGACUACAUCUAAAAUUAAUCACAUCAUGUUAGCUACAUGCUCACUCUCCUCAAUCCCUUUCGUUCGAUAAAGCUUAGGCUUUGUUUGGUUUGUGAAAUUGCAAGGAAUAGGUUGGGGAUAUAGUAGCCAUUCCAUGCUGAAUAACUAUCUAUUGAUUUGGUUCAAAUUUAAAUGUGGAAUGUCAUUUCAUGGAAUAGUAAUUAUAUAAUUUUAAUUCUUUAUUAAA
Hevea brasiliensis (rubber tree) is the source of this 2182-nucleotide messenger RNA. RefSeq lists its product as uncharacterized. Bases 12 to 1793 code for a protein of 593 amino acids. Lineage: Eukaryota; Viridiplantae; Streptophyta; Magnoliopsida; Malpighiales; Euphorbiaceae. The record is from RefSeq and is a predicted model, not a curated record. Gene Ontology annotation, molecular function: 5'-nucleotidase activity. The transcript is spliced from 13 exons.